This is a messenger RNA of Anolis carolinensis (green anole), 1229 nucleotides long. RefSeq lists its product as uncharacterized. The record is from RefSeq and is a predicted model, not a curated record. The transcript is spliced from 3 exons. Bases 47 to 1075 code for a protein of 342 amino acids. NCBI's taxonomy places the organism in Eukaryota, Metazoa, Chordata, Lepidosauria, Squamata, Anolidae.
UCUCUUUUCUUCUUUUUUCUUCUGUGCGGCAUCAUCUUCCACAUCCAUGUUCCGUUCCUCCUCCUUCUUCUCUUCCGGGGAGGAGGUUCCCUCUGCCUUUGCCCUCAGACAGGGAAACCCCGCUCACACUCACACUCACACUCACACACAGAGAGAGACAGAACGAGAGAGAGAGAGAGAGAGAGAGGAAGGAAGGAAGGAAGGAAGGAAGGAGGAGAGAAGAAGAGAGAAGAAAGGCCGGACGGACGGGCUUUUGUCCUUCUUCUUCUCCUUCCAGGCCAGAAAAAGGCAAGACCGGCUUCUCUCCUUUCUCCUUCCCUUUCUUUUUUUCAUUCCUUCUUUCUUUCUCUUUCUUUCCUUUCAUCUUUCUUUUCCUUCCUUUCAUUUGUUCACUCCUUCUUCCCUUCCUUUUAUUCUUUCUUUUUUCUUCCUUUCUUCUUUCCUCUCCGUACCUUCCCUUUAUUUCCUUCCUGUCUUCUUCCCUUCCUUUCGUCUUUCUUUUUUCUUCCUUCCUUUCCUUUUAUUCUUUCUUUUUCUUCUGUCCCUUUCUUUCUUUUCCUUUCUUCCAUUCGUUCACUCCUUCUUUCCUUCCUUUCCUUUUAUUCUUUCUUUUUCUUCCAUCCCUUCCUUUCAUUCCUCUCCAUCCCUUUCCUUUAUUUCCCUCCUGUCUUCAUUCAUUCUUCCCAUCCCUUUCUUCUUUCUUUUCCUUCCUUUCUUUUGUUUGUUCCUUCUUCCCUUCCCUCAAAGCCCACCCGGGAAGACCCUCGACAUGCCGGACGGAAGCCGAGCAGGUCAGGAGCGGGGAAAAGAAAGAAGGAGGCAAAGGAGGAAAAACGGAAAGAGGGGAAGAAGGGAAAGAAAGAAAGAAAGAAAGAAAGAAAGAAAGAAAGAAAGAAAGAAAGAAAGGGGAAGGAAAAGAAAGAUGGGAUGGGAAAGAUGGAAAGAGAGGAAGGAAGGAAGGAAGGAAGGAAGGAGAAGAAUGGAAGGAAAGAGGAGGGAGGGAAGGAUGGAAAGGAAGGAAGGAAAAAGAAGUCAGGAUGGAGAGAUGGAAAGGAAGGAAGGAAGGAAAGAAUGAAAGAAAGAGAAUGGAAGGAAGGAUGGAAUGGAGGGAAGAAAGAAGGAAGGAACAAAGGAAGGAAAGAAAGAAAAAAGGGGAAGGGAAGGAUGGAAAGAAAGGAAGAGAGGAAGGGAAGAAUAAGAAAGGAAAGGAUGCUGGCGUUGCUCUUUUG